Molecule: messenger RNA, 1017 nt
Organism: Cimex lectularius (bed bug)
Lineage: Eukaryota; Metazoa; Arthropoda; Insecta; Hemiptera; Cimicidae
Exons: 1
Coding region: 1-1017 (338 amino acids)
Molecular function (GO): zinc ion binding; nucleic acid binding
Source: RefSeq, a predicted model, not a curated record
AUGCCAAAAAAUGAAGCCGAAAAUCAAUGGCUUACAGUAGUGAAAGGAAAAUCUAAGCCUAAGAAAAAGCAGCAACCUGCGACUGAGGCAGGAAGCAAACCCGGUAGGGAUAGAGCAUCCCUUAUGAAAAAAGCAAGGGAAGCGAUCGAUAAUGAGGCUAAAGUAGUCUUUAUCGAUCCGCGGGAGAAUAUGGACCCUCAAGAGGUCCUUAAGAAGGUCAAAGAUAUCAUCAACCCUAGGGUAACACGAAUCCGGAUUGAUGAUAUAAGGAUAACAGCAAAGGGCGGAGUAGCCGUCAAGGUGGAUGCCCCGGAUGACCGACAAACCCUACUCGCCAAUGAGGCACUUAGCCAGGCAGGCCUUAAUGUGCGAACGGCGGGCAAACGUAACCCGAGACUGUUACUCUUGCGCGUCCCCAAGGAGACCCAGCCGGAGGAUCUAAUUGAGCAGUUGUCGGCGAACAACAGCCAGGAGGAUGCCUGGGAAAAGACUAAAAUUCGGCCCUUGUUCACCCUAAAAUAUGGUAGCGGCACCAGAAAAGAGCCCACCUACGUGUCGUGGGUUAUCGAGGUGGACCCGCGAACAUGGAAAGUAGCGAAUGACCGUGGUAAGGCAUACCUGGACUACCAGGUUUGCGUAGCCAAAGAUUAUACAGGAGUGACCAGGUGCUACAAUUGCCAGCUAUAUGGGCAUGUAGCAGCAGUAUGCCCAAAGAAAGACCCAGUCUGUGGCAUUUGUUCGGAUCCCCACGAUACGCGGCAGUGCCCGCGGGAGAAGACGCGGUGCGUCCAUUGCCAUAGAUUGGGCAAGGCUAGUGACCACCAUGUAGGAUCCCUGCAAUGUGAGGCACACGCUCGAGCUAUUGCGAGAGCUUGGUAUGCCACGGACCGGGGGGAAAUACUAGACACUGACGAUAAGCAGCAAAGCCCUAUCGAACAACACAAGCAGGAUGCAGCCCUUGGGACCACGGACAUGGAUACGAUAGAGGAAGGCCUUCCCCAAAGAGCUAAUCAAUGA